AAAUUUAUUAUUAAUAAUAAUCUUUUUAAGUCGCCAUCUCUUUUUUAACAUUCCAACUAGUGUAUUGAUUCGAUAAUUUCAUAAACGUCAUUUUUAGCUGUCAUAAUGACAGCUGUUAAGAUUUAAAAAGAUUGUUUCGUUUAAUUAAUAAGAAUCUUAAUUAAAUGUUCUUAGUUAAAAAAUUGAUAUUGAAAAAUGGGUGAAAAUUCAUCGAAAACUAAAAAAUUGUAUUUGCUGGGUGGAGACCAAAAAGAGGAUACUUUGUUAAAUCACGUGGAAAUAUCCGUUGUUGAAUCGGAGAAACGUACAAAUGGAUCGUUGCAUUUCAGGGAGUUCUACACAACCUAUCUUAUUGAAACUAAAUGCACAGAUUUGGAGUUUCACGUUAAAUUGUCGAAAAUUUCGACGGUUUGGAGGCGUUAUUCCGAAUUUGAGACGGUACAUGAUUAUCUCGAACACACAUAUCCUUACAUUGUGGUGCCCCCACUUCCUGAGAAGCGGGUUCUUUUUAGUUGGCAAAAAGUUUCAACUGACACCUUUGAUCCUGAUUUUGUCGACCGGCGUAGAGCUGCUUUAGAAACUUUUUUAUUAAGAGUCGCAUCACACCCCAUUUUAGGGUGGAAUAAAAUAUUUAUUGAGUUUUUGCAACACGAUACAUGGAAAGGUUCUUUGGAGAGCAACGGUUAUUGGAAAAUAGCCGAGAAUAAAUUAAAAUCGUUAAGCGUUUCCACCCAUCGGCUUAAAAAUCCCAACUCGCAUUUCGAAACGUUAAAAUCACGACGAAAUUCGAUGCACACUUGCAUUUACAACAUGCUAAAAGCCCGCUCGAGGGUGGCGGAAAAACAAUACAAUGUUUACAAGCUACAUCAAAAUUACGGGAGGGUUUUUAGCGAAUGGAGCGCCAUCGAAAAAGAAAUGGGGGAUGCGCUACAAAAAACAGGGCAUUAUUUAGAUUCGCUCUCAUCCAGCGUCGAUGGGUUAUUAGAAGACGAAGAAUUACUCGUCGAUCAAUUUAAGGAGUACUUAUUUUUCGCUGUAGCUUUGCAACAAAUUUGUAGGAACCACGAGACUUUACUGGUGAAAUUAGAGAACGCAGAGGAAAAUGUGAGUGCGAAAAACGCCGAAAAAACGCGAGCUAUUCAGGGAAAAAUUGGGAUUAUGUCGAGACUUUUUGGUACUAUUGAUACCGAGGAAGUCCGUGAGAUGAAAGUUAACGAUUUAGAUCAGCAAAUUCACGAAGCAACCGAAGCUGUUAAUCAAUCUAAAAGUGAUUUAACGGAGUUUUGUUCGAAAGCUUUAACGGACGUCGAUCGUUUCCAAGUGCAAAAAGCCGCCGAUUUAAAAGAAACCCUCGUCGCUUUUGCACUCCUCCAAUUAAAAGCUGCUAAAAAGGGUUUACAAACGUGGACUCAAAUACGUAAUUGUUUACAAAACAUUCCAUCGUAGAUAAUUAUUUAAGAUAAUGAUGUCAUAUCAAUACGUAUUUAGACUUAUUUAUUACUGCCUUAUUUACCUCAUUUUUGGUUACCACAUUAUAAGAAAAUAAUAACUCAUAACUAUUUAAUCAGUUUUUAUUACCUAAUUAA
Molecule: messenger RNA, 1586 nt
Organism: Onthophagus taurus
Lineage: Eukaryota; Metazoa; Arthropoda; Insecta; Coleoptera; Scarabaeidae
Product: sorting nexin-4
Biological process (GO): positive regulation of autophagosome assembly; protein transport
Cellular component (GO): SNARE complex; early endosome membrane; plasma membrane
Molecular function (GO): phosphatidylinositol-3-phosphate binding
Source: RefSeq, a predicted model, not a curated record